GCACUCUACACGUUUGUAAAUUUUUUUUCCCAACCACUUCCACCACCUCCAAAACCCAAUGUUCCUUCACAUUCAUAAUUGCCUCCUCUUAAAGCACUCCCUAUAUAUAUAGUUUCACAACUUUGCAUGCACUUCAUUCCUCACCAAAUUCUUCUCUUGGCUUUUUUUGUCCCUCUAUUUCUCUCCACAAUUGGUUGAUAUUUUCCAACCAAAUUGAUUAACCCAAAUUUAGGCAUCACUUGCUGGAAUGGCAAAUGAGAUACUCACUGCCUUUUUCCUCAUAAACUUUGUGGUUGUGGCCUUUGCUGGCAACUUCAACCAAGACUUCGAGAUAACAUGGGGUGAUGGUCGUGCCAAAAUCCUCAACAAUGGGGAACUUCUCACCUUGUCCCUAGACAAAACCUCUGGCUCUGGAUUUCGUUCCAAAAAUGAAUACUUGUUCGGAAAAAUUGACAUGCAACUAAAGCUUGUGCCUGGUAACUCUGCGGGCACAGUCACAGCCUAUUAUCUAUCUUCUCUUGGGAAUGCUCAUGACGAAAUAGAUUUUGAAUUUUUGGGUAACUUGAGUGGCGAUCCUUAUAUUCUUCAUACAAACGUAUUCACACAAGGGAAAGGGAACAGAGAACAACAGUUCUAUCUUUGGUUCGACCCCACCAAGGACUUCCACACAUAUUCCAUUCUUUGGAAUCCACAGAGCAUAAUAUUCUCUGUGGACGGGACACCCAUAAGAGAGUUCAAGAAUCUUGAAUCAAAAGGGGUUACAUUUCCCAAGAACCAAGCCAUGAGGAUAUAUUCGAGCCUUUGGAAUGCUGAUGAUUGGGCCACAAGGGGUGGCCUAGUGAAGACUGAUUGGAGCAAAGCCCCAUUUACUGCAUCUUAUAGAAACUUCAAUGCCCAAGCAUGUGUUUGGACUUCUUCUUCAGGCUCCUCUUGCUCUUCCAACAAUCCAUCAUCAAACCAAUGGAUGAAACAAUCACUGGAUGCAACAGGGCAAGCUAGAAUUCAAUGGGUGCAAAAGAACUACAUGAUUUACAACUAUUGUACUGACACUAAGCGUUUUCCACAAGGCCUUCCUACCGAAUGUUCACUCGCAUGAAAACAGAGAACUACUUCUUAAUGUUAUAGAACCCUAUCACACCCUCACAUGUUCAAUCUUUUAUGUGUCUUGUAUAAAUUUUAAUAAAAGAAUAGGAUCCUCCUUUAUAUUUUAUUGUUCAUUACAUUGUCCGUAAAAUAGUAUUCAAAUGAGAUUCGUUGUAAUUUUGGUUAUUAAUAAAUUUGUUGAGAGACUCAUAAAUUUAAGAAGCUUUGUGGACUCACGGUUGCUUUUCUUCAUCUUCUUCC
Molecule: messenger RNA, 1344 nt
Organism: Abrus precatorius (Indian licorice)
Lineage: Eukaryota; Viridiplantae; Streptophyta; Magnoliopsida; Fabales; Fabaceae
Product: probable xyloglucan endotransglucosylase/hydrolase protein 23
Exons: 3
Coding region: 248-1096 (282 amino acids)
Biological process (GO): cell wall biogenesis; xyloglucan metabolic process
Cellular component (GO): apoplast; cell wall
Molecular function (GO): hydrolase activity, hydrolyzing O-glycosyl compounds; xyloglucan:xyloglucosyl transferase activity
Source: RefSeq, a predicted model, not a curated record